AUGGAUCACCGGGGCGGAAAGGCCACGAGGGCAGCUUCAAAGGCCGCGACCGCUACCUCCAAGAUUUCGGCUCAGGGAGUGAAGAGUCUCCGGGAGGAGCCCAUCGAAUCUCCGUCCGCCCCUGGGGCUACCCGACCCAACUCACGGAAGUGCGGCGCAGUCGGGGCAUCGGGAUCCCUGCAGAGGAGGAGCACCCCCGGCUCCCCGGAGAGACCCCAGGUACGCGCGCGGGGUGCCCGCGCCAAAAAGGCGCUUCUGGGCGCUGAGGACGCGGUGGAGGGGCAGGCGGUUCGGGCGGCGAAGCUGGAGCCUCCGGCGGCGGGGCCGCCCCUUUCCAGGGCUAGUUCUCGCCGCAGGGGCAGCGCGCGCGCCGCUGGGGAGCAGAGACCCCCGCCAGAGCCCACGGAGUUUCCCAGCCCUGGCCCGCUAGUUUCAGCUUCGGGGGCGGCGCCCGGCGGCUGGAAUCCCCGGGCGGUGCUAGACAAAUUGAGGCUGAGGCGCCAGGAAAUCUCAUUGGCGGCUGAGACUGUGAACAAGGUUGUGGACCACCUGCUGCGGGGCUUGAAGAGCUGUGAUUCCGAGUUCAAAGACGUCGGGCUGCUGCGCACCGGAAGCUACUACGAGCAUGUGAAGAUUUCUGCUCCUAAUGAAUUUGAUAUUAUGUUCAAACUGGAGGUCUCCAGAAUUCAGCUAGAAGAGUAUCGCGACAGUGGUGCAUAUUACUUUGUGAAGUUCAAAAGAAAUCCUAAAGGAAAUCCUCUGAGUCCGUUUUUAGAAGGGGAAAUAUUAUCAGCUUCUAAGAUGCUGUUGAAGUUUAGGAAAAUCAUUAAGAAAGAAAUUGAAAACAUUGAAGAUGUCAUUGUCCAGAGGAAGAAGAGAGGGAGUCCUGCUGUAACACUUCUUAUUAGAAAACCUAAAGAAAUAUCUGUGGAUAUAACCCUGGCUUUGGAGUUAAACACCAGCUGGCCUGCUAGCACCAAGAAUGGCCUGCCCGUCAAGGACUGGCUUGGAACAAAAGUUAGAAGCAGUCUAAGACAGCAGCCAUUUUACCUGGUCCCCAAGCAUGCAAAGGAAGGAAAUGGUUUUCAAGAAGAAACGUGGCGGCUAUCUUUCUCUCACAUUGAAAAGGACAUUUUGAAAAGUCACGGACAAUCUAAAACAUGCUGUGAAAUUAAUGGGAUGAAGUGUUGCAGGAAAGAUUGUCUAAAACUAAUGAAAUAUCUUUUAGAACAAUUGAAAAUAAAGUUUGAAAACCGAAAGGAACUGGAUAAGUUCUCCUCUUACCAUGUGAAAACUGCCUUCUUUCAUGUGUGUACCCAGGAGUCACAAGACAGUCACUGGCACACUAGAGACCUGGAGCUCUGUUUUGAUAACUGUGUGGCAUACUUUCUUCAGUGCCUCAAGAUAGAACAUCUUGAGCAUUAUUUUAUUCCUGGAUUCAAUCUAUUCUCUCGGGACCAAAUUGACAAAAUAAGUAAAGAAUUUCUAUCACAGGAAAUUGAAUAUGAGAGAAACAAUGGAUUUCCAGUUUUUCAUAAACUUUGA
Messenger RNA from Puma concolor (puma), 1545 nucleotides. RefSeq names its product cyclic GMP-AMP synthase (gene CGAS). Lineage: Eukaryota; Metazoa; Chordata; Mammalia; Carnivora; Felidae. The record is from RefSeq and is a predicted model, not a curated record. Gene Ontology annotation, molecular function: chromatin binding; double-stranded DNA binding; 2',3'-cyclic GMP-AMP synthase activity. Gene Ontology annotation, cellular component: cytosol; site of double-strand break; nucleus. Gene Ontology annotation, biological process: positive regulation of defense response to virus by host; activation of innate immune response; positive regulation of type I interferon production.